AUGGUCAAGCCUUCGCCGCAAUUGUGCGCCCGCCUGCGCUUCACCACCAAACAGGUCGGCCGUGGAUUCUACCGCGGAAAUCGGGCUGGAGCAAUGGGUGCUCACACCGAAUUCGGGCGAUAUGUGAUUGACUGGCGGAAGACGGUGCAUUGGAAUAUGCCCGAGAUCAAAGACUUUCCACUCACGCCCUUCGUGACGAUGGAGAUGGAACCGAAAAGCAGGGCCGAGGAUCGCCCCGACGGGACCACGUACGUGCCGCAACGGGUCGAUGCACUCGAGUUCCUGAGGACCUGGAAAAAGAUCAAUCCCCUCGAGUAUGACGGCAUUGUGGCUCAUCAAGAAGAGGAGCGUCGACGCUUUGCGGCCGUGGCGUCAGAACAGAAUCGCGAGGCGGAGGAGGAGCAGGAGCAGGCACAGCAGGAGGCCCAGCAGUGGGCCCGAGAACAGAUUCAUCAACAAAGUCGUCGAUCGACUCAAAAACAAAUACAACAGCAAACACGAUCUAUCCACACGACCAGGAGACUCGGGAUGCCCGCUCAGCCUCCUAGCCCUCAAGAGCCAACAGAACAACCUUUGAAGGAGUGGAACCAAAUGUCAAGAGCAGAAAGGAAGGGCCUGGUCAACAAGGCCACCACGUCGGAGCUCCGCCAGCUCAGAAGAGAGCGCAAGGGUCAGAAAAUCACACAGCAGGAGAAGAAAGAGACCAAGAGAGAUAUCAAAGGCCGGCUGAGACGAGAGCUCAUUGGCGAAGGGAUAUUCCAGGACGAGAAGCAGCUUCAGAAACUUCUGACCGAAGAAGGCCGUCGGAGGAAGCAAGCCGGUCUCCCUCGUGCGACGGACGAAGAAAAGACUCGUUUUCUGGAGGGUUUGCAGCGGAAGCCCGAGUCACCAGGAUUGUUCGGCAGGAUCUUUGGUGCGAAGCAAUGA
Fonsecaea nubica is the source of this 927-nucleotide messenger RNA. RefSeq lists its product as hypothetical. NCBI's taxonomy places the organism in Eukaryota, Fungi, Ascomycota, Eurotiomycetes, Chaetothyriales, Herpotrichiellaceae. The coding region runs from base 1 to 927 and encodes 308 amino acids. Gene Ontology annotation, molecular function: structural constituent of ribosome. The record is from RefSeq and is a predicted model, not a curated record. Gene Ontology annotation, cellular component: mitochondrial large ribosomal subunit. The transcript is spliced from 2 exons.